AUGACCGUUCCUUUAUCUGAUACAAGACUGAGGGCGCCUAAAGGCUUCCCAAAUAUAUUGGAGGGUUUCGCACGAGAGGUAUUGCGAUCACAGCCUAAGAAUGUGUAUGCAUUUGGACAACAAUAUUUUGAAAAUGUGUUGCGAGCUCGAGACUCCGGCGAACGCGACCCCGCUGAACAUGGGGCUAAUAUGGAAGACGUCUUCUACAAUAAUACUUCGUUUAAGGAACCGACAACUGAUGUCUGUAAUCCUCAGCAUCAAACUGCUGCCCUGACUAUCCAGACCAACUACCGUCAACAUGCCGCUGCGGAGAAAGUACAAGAUAUACGUGAAGAAGAGGCAGCUGUGGCGAUUCAAGCUGGGAUACGCGGGUAUAUAGACAGACAGAGAAUAAGAGACAUGAACCCAACCGAGGAACAGCAAGACAAGUUGGAAAAAACAAUGUUUUCCAAAGAUACAGAGGCUUCACUCAAUCAACAGGCCAAUGGGGGUAUCGACGAGGUAGACAUCGACCUGAACGACCCGGAUGUGGAAAAGGCCGCCAUUAAGAUACAAGCUGGCUUCAAAGGUUUUAAGGUCAGAAAGGAUGCUAUUAAACAGUCAAGCCAGGAGGUGCCUCAUGAACUGAAACAAGAACAAAUUGAAGGAACAUUAGAGCAAAAUCAAAAUAGUGAAAAUGACCAGGAAGGCCAAAGCGACGUAGAUAUUGACUUGAAAAACCCGGAUGUUGAGAAGGCCGCUAUUAAGAUCCAGGCUGGCUUCAAAGGUUAUCAGGUCAGAAAGGCUGCUAGUACAGAUCCACGUGCAAGUCAAAGGAAAUCACGCGAACUAGAUCAAGAUGAAAACAAGGUAAAGGUAGAGCAAAACAAGAACGAGUCAGGACAAGUUCAAGGUGAUGAUAAUGUAGAGCAAAGCGCCGCUAAUUAA
This is a messenger RNA of Haliotis rufescens (red abalone), 927 nucleotides long. Its product is annotated as sperm surface protein Sp17-like. The coding region runs from base 1 to 927 and encodes 308 amino acids. Gene Ontology annotation, molecular function: calmodulin binding. The transcript has a single exon. The record is from RefSeq and is a predicted model, not a curated record. NCBI's taxonomy places the organism in Eukaryota, Metazoa, Mollusca, Gastropoda, Lepetellida, Haliotidae.